Molecule: messenger RNA, 4991 nt
Organism: Homo sapiens (human)
Lineage: Eukaryota; Metazoa; Chordata; Mammalia; Primates; Hominidae
Gene: ZNF619
Product: zinc finger protein 619
Exons: 6
Coding region: 623-2179 (518 amino acids)
Cellular component (GO): nucleus
Molecular function (GO): sequence-specific double-stranded DNA binding
Source: RefSeq, marked validated
GUAGGGACCGACGGCCGGCCAGCUAAUGCUUCCGUCUUGGCCACCUUGCGAGCGCUCGGGUUGAGUUUCCCGGGCUUCCCUGACUCGGCUACCUGUUCUGGAGGUCAGGCUUUGGGCCCUUGCAGAGGUCGCCGAGGGGCCCGCGCCGCCGCCAGAGCCUGGGCCCAGUCCCCAGUCUUCAGAGACGCCCUCGACCUUCCUGCUCCGAGGAGCUGGCCUGAUGUCCUCGGGUCGCGCUCCGCAGGUUCUUACUUUUUCAAACCUAGAGGGCAGUGCAUGAAGCCAGGGGUCAUCAGCCAUGCUCCAGACAGUGUGGUUCCAGGGCUUGGGCAGGAACCUGUUGUUUCAGGAGCCAGUAACCUUUGAGGAUGUGGCUGUGUACUUCACCCAGAAUGAAUGGGCCAGCCUGCACCCUACGCAGAGGGCCCUAUACAGGGAGGUGAUGCUGGAGAAUUAUGCAAAUGUGACUUCCUUGUGACUUUUCUCUUCCCUGGUUCCUAAUGGAGACCCAACUGCAGGGGGCUUUCCUCUGGAUACAGAGAGAACUGAGAAGGUUCCUGGUGCACUGUCUUCAUUCCUUCCAUCUUCCAGUUCCCUGGAGCUGAUCUUGGCCCUAUUGCCUAUGUCAGCAUUUCCAUUCCCCAAACCAGAUCUGAUAUUCCAGCUGGAGCAAGGAGAAGCAGCAUGGGGCCCAGAUCCCUGGACACUUGCUGGGGGAGAGGCCCUGAGAGGCAUGUGCACAGGUGGUAAAACCAAGACUGAGAAUGAGGAAAAAACUGCACAGCUAAACAUUUCUAAAGAAUCAGAGUCCCACAGACUGAUAGUGGAGGGACUGCUGAUGGACGUUCCCCAGCACCCUGACUUCAAGGACAGGUUAGAGAAGUCACAGCUACAUGAUACAGGGAAUAAAACAAAGAUAGGGGAUUGCACAGAUUUGACAGUCCAGGAUCAUGAAUCUUCCACCACUGAAAGGGAGGAGAUAGCCAGGAAAUUGGAAGAAAGUAGUGUCAGCACACAUCUCAUUACAAAGCAGGGUUUUGCCAAAGAACAGGUGUUUUAUAAAUGUGGUGAGUGUGGCAGUUACUACAACCCACAUUCAGACUUUCACCUGCAUCAGAGAGUUCACACUAAUGAGAAGCCCUACACAUGCAAAGAAUGUGGGAAAACCUUCAGAUAUAACUCAAAACUGUCACGGCAUCAGAAAAUCCACACUGGAGAGAAACCAUACUCAUGUGAGGAAUGUGGACAAGCCUUCAGUCAAAAUUCCCACCUUCUUCAGCAUCAGAAGCUCCAUGGUGGACAGAGGCCCUAUGAAUGUACUGACUGUGGUAAAACCUUCAGUUAUAAUUCAAAACUGAUUCGGCAUCAGAGAAUCCAUACUGGGGAGAAGCCCUUUAAAUGUAAGGAAUGUGGGAAAGCCUUCAGUUGUAGCUAUGACUGCAUCAUCCAUGAACGAAUUCACAAUGGGGAGAAGCCCUAUGAAUGUAAGGAGUGUGGGAAGAGUUUGAGUUCUAAUUCAGUUCUGAUUCAGCAUCAGAGAAUCCACACUGGGGAGAAACCUUAUGAAUGUAAAGAGUGUGGCAAGGCCUUCCACCGCAGUUCGGUAUUUCUUCAGCACCAGAGGUUCCACACUGGGGAACAACUCUACAAAUGUAAUGAAUGUUGGAAAACUUUCAGCUGUAGCUCCCGCUUCAUAGUGCAUCAGAGAAUCCACAAUGGGGAGAAACCCUAUGAAUGCCAGGAAUGUGGGAAGACAUUCAGUCAAAAGAUCACUCUGGUUCAGCAUCAGCGAGUUCACACUGGGGAGAAACCUUAUGAGUGUAAGGAGUGCGGGAAAGCCUUCAGAUGGAAUGCAAGUUUCAUCCAGCAUCAGAAGUGGCAUACUAGGAAGAAACUCAUCAAUGGAACAGGGCUAUCCGCAGUUAAGCCCUACUGUCCCUGCGCCAUCCUCUCUCCUCUGCCUCCCCAACAUACCUGCUCUGCCCUAGCCCCACCAGGGCCUCCCUUAUCUUCUUCACAUGCAGUGGUACUUCCUCCCUCUGUGCCUUUCUUCCUGCUGCUUCCCUCAUCUGAAAAGGCCAACCCUUCACCUGUCCAAAUAGCACAUUUUUUUCAGGAUCUCGCUUUUCCUGGGAAGUCAUCCCUUCAGAGCCCGAAUCCUUUGUCUCACUCCCUGUAAGCCCCGUCACGUUCUCAAAAUCCUUUGCACCUCAAGUUAGGGAUUCCACUGGUCUCCUGAUUGUGUCUAUUGAUAUUCCUCUGGUCUUGUCUUGUAUAAGUUGUUACUGUUUUCCUAACUUCAUUUUAAAUUCUCACGCUUAAGGACCAUGUUUGAUUAGUUUCUUUUAUCCCCCGGUAGGAAAUGGCAGUACUUAUUCUUUAUCGUGUCCACAUUUGGGCUGUAUUAUCAGUCUGCAUCUCUCUUCUGGGGCUACUGGAGUUGGAAGAGUUUGCAGAACAUUUUGGGGUUUAGGGCAUAUGGCAUUAUGAUUAUGAUGAGAUGGGGCAUUAUAAUUAGAGACUAGGAGAAAUGCAAAGCCUAUGGGAGAACAUAAUCAGAUAAAGUGUCCAAUGAUUGCUUUCAAGAGCUUUUUUUUUUUUAGGGGGUGGGGGGUGGUGCCGGAGUUUCACUCUUGUCACCCAGGCUGUUUGCAGUGGUGUGAUCUUGGCUCACUGCAACCUCUGCCUCCAGGGUUCAAGUGAUUCUCAUGCCUCAGCCUCCCGAGUAGCUGGGACCACAGGCAUGCACCACCACGCCCCGCUAAUUUUGUAUUUUUAGUAGAGACAGGGUUUCACCAUGUUGGCCAGGCUGGUCUCAAAAUCCUGACCUCAGGUGAUUCACCUGCCUCAGUCUCCCAAGUGCUGGGAUUACAGGCAUGAGCCACUGCAUCUGGCCUGCUUUCAGGAGUUAAGGAGGGCCAUUUGGUGGACCAGGGGCAAGGCUCACUGAAAGAAUGUAAGACUUGGAAUUUUUUAUUACCUUGAUAGUAUAAAAAAUUAUGAGGGUCCUUUUAUGCAAAAAGAAAAUGAAGUGAUGAGUUGGCAUUGAUAGCAAUAAUGUAAAAUUAUGUCUUUGAGCUUUAUUGGAAGGGGAUAUGGUUUUUCAAUUUGGGUUCCUUCUCUAUUUUCAUUUUCCUUUUUUUUUUGAGACAGGUUCUUGUUCUGUCAUCCAGGCUGGAUUGCAGUAGUGCGAUCAUGGAUCACUGCAGUGUGUUGACCUUCCAGGCUCAAGCAAUCCUCCCACCUCAGCUUCCCAAGAAGCUGGGAGGUAGUGCAGCCUCCCAGUUUCUCAGAGGGCUGAGGUGGGAGGAUUGCUUGAGCCCUGGGGGCAUACACCACCACACCCAGCUAAUUUUUGUAUUUUUUGUAGAGACAGAGUUUUGCCAUGUUGCCCAGGCUGGUCUCAAAACUCCUGGACUCAAAUGAUCCUCCCACUUCAGCCUCCCAAAGUGCUGGGAUUACAGGCUUGAGCCACCAUGUCCAGCCUCUAUUCCUUUUCAUAUCUGUUGAAUUUCAGUACCCACUCAUAUAUGUAGGUACAAAAAGUGACUUGGACUUGUACCCUUUAGGGUAGAUGCCUGAGUAUAGUAAUCUCUAAAGCUGUACAUGGAUGGAACUUGUUGGCAUCACACUGGUGAGCACCAGAGGCAAAGAAGAGAAACCUGACCAUGACUUGCUGUAGUUUCUCAGAAGUGAGUCCAUUCCUGAUGAGUUACUAUGCAGGCCCUUGGAUAUGUCCUCACACCUACUCCAGAUUUCCCUAUGAUUAAAUCUGAAUUUUAUUGGUGGCACUUUUAAAUUAGUUUUAUAAAGAACUGUUUUGAUGACACCAAGAAAUGUUUUCAGUGUGCAGAUUGCUAUUGUUUGAAUAUCCCCAGCAAAAUUCUUGUUGAAACUUAAUCCCCAUUGUAACAGUACUGGGUGGGGGGUCUUUAAGAGGUGAUCAGGAUUAGCCAAGUUCAUCAGGGUGGAGCCUCCAUGAUGGGACUGGUGGCUUUAUGAGGAGAGGAAGAGCAACUGGAACUGGGACACAUGCUUGCUCUGUCUUGCCUUUUGAUGCCUCCUGCCAUGUCAUGAUGCAGCAAGUAAGCCCUUACCAGAUGCCUGCACCUUUAUAUUGGACUUCUUAGCCUUCAGAACUGUGAACUAAAUAAACCUCUAUUCUGUAUAAAUUACCCAGUCUAUGGUAUUCAGUUAGAGCCACACAAAAUGUAACAAGACAGAAUAUUGAUAGCCAUAAGUAGGUUUGCUGCUCUGACAUUUACAUAAAAAUGUAGAAGUGGCUUUGGAACUGAGUAAUGGGUAGAGGCUUGAAAAAUCUGGAAGAUCAGGUCAGACAAAGCCUGUAUUAUCUAAUGGAGCAUUAAGGGUGAUUUUGGCCAAGGCUUAGAAGAGAAGACUAGGGAAAGUCUGAACCUUCUUAGAGAUUACAGGAGGUCCUUGAACAACUUGGGUUUCAACUGUGUGGGUCCACUUAUGGACUUUCUUCUGCCUCUGUCACCCCUGAGAUGGCAAGACCAGUCUCCCUCCUCUCCCCUUCUCAGCCUGCUUAACAAAAUGACAAGGAUACAGACCUUUAUGAUGAUCCAUAUAAUAUAGUGAAUUAUAUUUACUAAAUAUAAUUUCUCUUAUGAUUUUCUUAAUAUUUUCUCUAGCUUUAUUAUAAGAAUAUAGUGUCUAAUAUGUAUAACAUAAAAAAUAUGUGUUAAUCGACUGUUUCAGUAAGGCUCUGGUCAACAGUAGACUAUUAGUAGUUACAUUUUUGGGGAGUUAAAAGUUAUACAUGGCAUGGGGGUUGGUGCCCAUAUGAUGGGACUGAUGGCUUUAUAAGAAGAGGAAGGGAGACCUGAGCUGACAUGCAUGCUCUUGCCAUCUUGCCAUGUGAUGCUUUCCAUCAUGUUAUGACACAGCAAGAAGGCCAGAUACGGCCCCUCCACAGUUCCCAGCCCUCGGAACCAUGAGCUAAAUAAACUUCUUUUCUUUAUAAAUUA